AUCACCGGUCGUUAAUUUAGUCGUCCGAGGAGUCGUAUGUGGACAACUCCUGAACCAGGGUCACCUUUUUCUUAUUUAUGAUGAUGUUAUGUACCAUAUUAAUGUAAUUUAUGAUUAACUGAACAUAUGUUUUGUGAUAUUUGGCAGCUGUAAUUUUAUCCGUGUGGUAGUGUUUACAAUAUAUUAACCCCUUAGACAGAUGACAGUGCCAGGGUGUUGUAGGGUGUAUGUCCGCGGAACACUGAUAAGAGAUGCUGCUGACACACGGCUGUCAGUCGCAGAUAAUAACGCCCUGAAGUCGACAAUGAACUGACGAUGGGUGCAGACUAACUUCGAGUCCAAAAUAUAGGUGGACCUGCGGGAAGUAGUCUUAACAACGCCUACGCCAAAUCCAGCACUGUCACUAAGGAAAUACUUUGUUAUUGUGUGGAAUUGUUUUAUCUCUGGAAAUGCGAUUUUUAAUUCAAUGGACCAGUGGAGUGUGUUUGUCAAAGUUGAAAGUGGGCAGCUCCAGACGGUUAUGGCUUGACCACCGCCUAAAGCUCCCCGCGACCUUUUGCAGGAAAGUGCCGCUGUCCUCCGCCUGGAGCCAACACAGAGGUUCCACAUUCGUCUGUUUACACAGGACUGCCCCCCACACACCUGUUGCCUUUACCAGAUCUUUUGCACAAUAUGAAUCAGAGAAGACUGAUGGAAAACCUGACCAGGCAAAAUCACUUGUCCCAGUGGAAGAUGUCAGAAGAAUUUUAAAACUUGCCUACCCAGAGAGAUGGAAACUUGCAGCUGCUGUAGGUUUCUUGUCCAUCUCCAGUGCAGUCACCAUGUCGGCUCCCUUUUUCCUGGGUAAAGUCAUUGACACUAUUUACUCCACUGGCUCAGACACAGAGACAAUGGCAGCAUCGCUCACAUCACUAUGUCUCAUGCUCACUGGGGUGUUUCUCUGUGGUGGAGCCGCUAAUGCUGCCCGAGUGUACCUCAUGCAGACUUCUGGCCAGCAGAUUGUACGUAAUCUCCGCGACUCAGUCUUCUCCUCCAUUCUGAGGCAGGAAGUGGCCUUUUUUGACAGGAAUAGGACUGGGGAGCUUAUCAACCGCCUCUCUGCUGACACUGCUGUGGUUGGCCGUUCAAUCACGGACAACUUGUCUGACGGCUUGAGGGCCGUUGCUCAAGCAGCUGCAGGUGUCAGUAUGAUGUUCUAUGUGUCUCCAAGUCUCACAAGCUUUGUGUUGCUGAUCGUCCCUCCGGUGGCAGUCCUUGCAGUCAUUUAUGGCAGAUAUCUUCGCUCAAUCUCCAAAAAAACACAGGAUGCACUAGCGCAGGCCACACAGUUGGCAGAGGAGAGAAUCAGCAACAUCAGAACAGUUCGAGCGUUUGGUAAAGAGCUUUCAGAGGUCGUCACAUACUCCCAGAAAACUGACCGUGUUCUCAGUUUGGCCAAGAAGGAGGCAGUGCUCAGAGCUGGCUUCUUUGGGGUGACUGGCCUCAGUGGAAACAUCAUGAUCUUGUCCGUGCUUUAUAAAGGAGGACUUUUGAUGGCCAGUCAACACAUGACGGUGGGGGAGCUCUCCUCUUUCCUCAUGUAUACGUUUUGGGUCGGCAUUAGUGUUGCAGGCCUCAGCACUUUCUACUCUGAACUGAUGAAGGGUUUUGGAGCAGGGGCAAGACUCUGGCAACUGCUGGACAAGACCCCGGAACUUCCUUUAAAUGAAGGCCUAGUCCUGGAUGAACAUAAGAUGAAGGGCCGUCUGGAGUUUUCAAAUAUCACUUUUGCUUAUCCCACGCGAAAGGAAGCGCCAAUCUUCCAGAACCUUAGUCUGCUGGUCCCUGCAGGCUCUGUCAUGGCUGUUGUGGGGCCAAGUGGCUCGGGAAAAUCCACCCUGGUCUCACUGCUCCUCAGGCUAUAUGAUCCUGAUGCUGGGGUUGUUACACUAGAUGGCCAUGACAUCAGAGAUCUCAACCCCUACUGGCUACGGAGUAACAUAGGAACAGUAAGCCAGGAGCCUGUGCUGUUCUCUUGCUCAAUCAGAGACAACAUAACAUACGGUGCUUCGGAGCCAAGCGCUGUAACAACAGAAGAAAUCUAUCAAGUGGCCAGAGCAGCAAACGCAUAUGAUUUCAUCCAGGCCUUUCCAAAUGGUUUUGACACCGUAGUGGGAGAGAAAGGAAUAUUGUUGUCAGGUGGACAGAAGCAGAGAAUAGCUAUAGCCCGAGCACUGCUUAAGAAUCCCAAGAUCUUAUUGUUAGAUGAAGCUACAAGUGCUUUAGAUACAGAAAAUGAGUUCUUAGUUCAGGAGGCCUUGGAGCGUUUGAUGGAAGGAAGAACUGUCUUGAUCAUUGCACAUCGCCUCUCCACUAUUCAAAGUGCUAAUGCUGUAGCUGUUCUGGACCAGCAGCGUAUUGCAGAGGUCGGCCAGCACACAGAGCUGCUCAGUAACAGGGAGGGACUGUUCAGGAGACUGAUGGAGAAGCAAGCGUUUUUACAAAAAGAGCAGAAACGAGCCCUGAGUUAAGAGUCUCAAUACAAAACAUGUAUUUAUGAUGCUCCUAUGUGGUGCCACCUUUUACAUGACAAAUAACAUCUGUUAACAAACAAAAACUAGCUUUAAAACUACCGUGGACAAACUUUGACUACUGGAGAUUGUAGCAUUAGUUGGAAAACACAAUACGCAUAGAAACAGUCUAUUGUGGUUUCAAAUUAGGAUUCGUAAGUGUUGACAAUUUUAAAACUCAAGGCGUGAAGUAAAGUCACUGUAUGUGCCAUUAGUGAACACAUGAUUGAAAUACUAUUUUCUUAAUUUAUAAAGUAUAUAAUGAUGCCUAUAUAUUUGUGAUGUUAAAACUUGCACUGUUUUGAGCGUUUUUAGAUAUGUAGAUAAUGUAACUCAAGCAGCUAUGGUUUAUUAUUCAGUUGUGUUAAACAGGACUAAACACUAUUUUGAUAAUAUGCUUGAAUACAGUAUAUCACAGAUUUAUAUGUACAGGCAUAUUUAUGAGAAAGUAUCCAUGCUAAAGAACAAUGACAUGUUUAUUAGAUAGUCCUGUGUUUUUUUACUCUUACUAAGAAGAGUAGAAAUGCAGGUCAAAAUCAUUUACAAUCUGUGAGUUAAUAAACAGUUUAAGUGGUGCUGAUAAUUUUCCCAACAGGUUUAUUUUUAUUGGGGAUUAUGUUUUUUAUUUAAAUUAAAAAAGGCUUAAAAUAAAAUAAGAAGUUAAUUUAAACCCUAUAAACCCGAGAAGAAAACCUUUAAAGUGUACUCUCUCUUUCCUCUUUGACACUGGAACAAUAAAUUGUGAACCACAAUUAAUCCAUUUUAAAAA
Messenger RNA from Boleophthalmus pectinirostris (great blue-spotted mudskipper), 3318 nucleotides. It is a transcript of the gene abcb10, whose product is annotated as ATP-binding cassette, sub-family B (MDR/TAP), member 10. Lineage: Eukaryota; Metazoa; Chordata; Actinopteri; Gobiiformes; Gobiidae. Gene Ontology annotation, molecular function: ATP hydrolysis activity; ABC-type oligopeptide transporter activity; ATP binding. Bases 450 to 2510 code for a protein of 686 amino acids. Gene Ontology annotation, biological process: transmembrane transport. The transcript is spliced from 14 exons. Gene Ontology annotation, cellular component: membrane. The record is from RefSeq and is a predicted model, not a curated record.